CAACCUGUGCCCUUGUCCCAUAAAACAAUUAUGGAUGAUUUCACUGACUGAUUUAGUUAAAUUUUGAUGGCCAUCAUAUUUAGACAUUGAGAGCUUUACAGCGUUGUCUCAGUCAGCCUGCGGAGAGGAGGCUCGUUCUAUUGGAGACUCUACAAGAGGCCUGUGAAGUCUACAGGGAAAUGGUGCAGAAGUCUACAGUGGUGGGCCUCACUUUGCUGCUGCUGGCUGCAGUCGGCACGUUUUUGGCCAUUUUCUUUUCGGUGCAGGGCAAGAAGGCUUCCCCUGAACCUGAACCUGAAAAUGGUUACUUCAAGGCGGCGGUGGCAGCAGAUGCUGGGACGUGCUCAGAGAUCGGCAGGGAUAUCCUGAAGAGAGGCGGUUCCGCUGUAGAUUCUGCCAUCGCUGCUCUGCUGUGCGUGGGAUUGAUGAAUGCCCACAGCGCGGGCAUCGGAGGAGGGCUCUUCUUCACUAUUUAUGAUGCCAAAACAGGAAAAGUGGAAACCAUCAAUGCGCGUGAGACGGCACCCGCAAACGCAACCAGAGACAUGUUUGGAAAUAGUACAGACCUUUCCCAGAAAGGUGGUUUGUCCAUCGCUGUUCCCGGAGAGAUUAGGGGGUAUGAAAUGGCCCAUAAACGGCACGGCAAGCUUCCUUGGAAAGAGCUGUUUCUACCAAGCGUACAACUGGCCAGAAACGGCUUUCCUGUUGGCAGGGCAUUGGCAAGUGCCAUUAACUCAAACAGAAACAUCAUUAUGGGUGAUAAGAUGUUAUGUUCUGUGUUCUGCGAUUCCAACGGCAACAUCCUACAGGAAAACGACACUAUUAUCUUCUCAAAACUUGCUGACACUUAUGAGUUCAUUGCAGAGAAUGGCCCAAGUGAUUUCUACACCGGACAGCUUGCUGAGAGCCUUGUGAGGGAUAUCCAAGCUGCAGAUGGGAUUAUAACUCUGGAGGACUUGAGAGAUUACAAGCCCUUGCUGGAUGAAUACCCCCUCUCUGCCACUAUGGGUGAAUACACAAUGGUGACACCAAACGCGCCUGCCAGUGGCCCAGUCCUCACAAUGAUACUCAACAUCCUGAGCGGUUACAACUUCAGUUCAGACAGUGUCUCCUCUACUGAAAAUAAAACCCUCACUUAUCAUCGCAUAGUAGAGGCGUUCCGGUUUGCGUAUGCCAAGAGGAGCUUCUUGGGGGAUCCAGAAUUUCUCAACAUCUCCAGUUUCAUCCAGAACAUUACCUCAAAGGACUACGCUGACAUGAUACUCCAGAAGAUCACAGAUAAUACGACUCAGCAAGAGAGUUACUAUGAACCCGAGUUCUACCUUCCCGACGAUCACGGCACAUCACAUGUAUCUGUGGUGGCAGAAGACGGCAGCGCGGUCGCCGCCACCAGCACCAUCAACACAUAUUUUGGCUCCAAGUUAAUGUCAAAUUCGACUGGAAUUUUACUUAACAACGAGAUGGAUGACUUCAGUUCUCCAUUGAUCACCAAUAACUUUGGAGUUCCUCCUUCUCCCAACAACUUCAUUGUUCCAAAUAAAAGGCCCAUGUCUUCUAUGUGUCCCACCAUCCUACUAGACAAAAACAAAAAAGUUAAAAUGGUGGUCGGAGCCUCUGGUGGAACAAAGAUCACCACAGCAGCGGCUGAGGUAAUCUUGAAAGCACUGUUCUUUGAUUAUGACCUGAAGAAAGCGAUAGUAGACCCGAGAAUUCACAAUCAGCUCAGUCCAAACACUACACAAGUAGAGCCUGACUUCGACAAGGCCAUUUUGGAAGGUCUUGCUGCGAAGAACCACGUAAUAGAGGUGUUGAAGUCCAUGGGCGCAGUGGUUCAAGCUGUGGUGCGGUACAGUGCUGGCCUCAGCGCUGAGUCAGACCCCCGUAAGGGAGGAUAUGCAGCUGGGUACUAACAUUCGACUCAGCGAUCCACGUCUCCGGUCCAGCUGGAGGCAAUGGAGAUGCUACUCCGAGAACCCCAAGGACACUUUCCCCUCAUGCUGCUCUGAAACAACCAAGUGCCUUCUCCGAGAUACAGGCGAAUCAGCUCUGAACAAUCAAAAGCUCUUCAGUGAAUGAGGAAUAAAACACAUUCAAAUACACUUAUCUUUAUUCAACUGUUUCUUACGAUAACUUCCGUUCAUCGAAAUCUCUACACAUCUUGUUACUGAAGGUAUUUAUUUCCGCUAAUAAACACGCUGUGAUGGCUGUUA
Messenger RNA from Puntigrus tetrazona (Sumatra barb), 2210 nucleotides. It is a transcript of the gene ggt1b, whose product is annotated as gamma-glutamyltransferase 1b. Gene Ontology annotation, cellular component: plasma membrane. Lineage: Eukaryota; Metazoa; Chordata; Actinopteri; Cypriniformes; Cyprinidae. Gene Ontology annotation, biological process: glutathione catabolic process; regulation of inflammatory response; regulation of immune system process. Gene Ontology annotation, molecular function: glutathione gamma-glutamate hydrolase. Bases 180 to 1910 code for a protein of 576 amino acids. The record is from RefSeq and is a predicted model, not a curated record. The transcript has 13 exons.